Messenger RNA from Corticium candelabrum, 4014 nucleotides. RefSeq lists its product as uncharacterized. The coding region runs from base 79 to 3798 and encodes 1239 amino acids. The transcript is spliced from 12 exons. Lineage: Eukaryota; Metazoa; Porifera; Homoscleromorpha; Homosclerophorida; Plakinidae. The record is from RefSeq and is a predicted model, not a curated record. Gene Ontology annotation, biological process: signal transduction. Gene Ontology annotation, molecular function: protein binding.
UUUUACCCACCUACAGUACUGACAAUUCGAGUAGAUUUGUGUGUGCACGCUUCGUGUGCAUGCGUUGUACACCUUGAGAUGACGUUGGCUGAAGCUAAAGCUGCAUAUUCAGCUGGUGAUGACUACGUCGCCCAAAAUGAUUUUCAAUCCGCGGAGUCAUCAUACCGGCGCGCCAUCCAGCUUUAUGACUCAGCCGGCGGAAGUCUCGUUGACAGAUCACGUGCGCUUCAUAAUUUGGGAUUUUGUUUAAGUAAUCAAAACAAUUAUAAAGAAGCAGAGAAGUUUCUUAAUGAAUCGUUGGUCAUCGAAAGAACACUUGACCCUCAACAUAAACCAUAUCUUGCUACCACUCUUCAUAUGCUGGGAUAUUGUUUGAGAGAACAAGCUAAAUUUGAUGAUGCAGUGAGAUAUUUGAAAGAAGCCCUUGAGCUGCAUCAUACUUUGAACAACAAAGAGUCUACUGCAAGGACUCUUCAUGAACUUGGGCGGUGUUUGAGUAACCAAGAGAUGUUUGAUGAUGCAGUGAGAUAUUUGAAAGAAGCCGUUGAGCUGAAACGUACUUUGAACAACAAAAAGUCUACUGCAACGACUCUUUAUGUGCUGGGAUAUUGUUUGAGUGAGCAAGCUAAGUUUGAUGAUGCAGUGAGAUAUUUGAAAGAAGCCCUUGAGCUGAAUCGUACUUUGAACAACAAAGAGUCUACUGCAGCUACUUUACAGGUGUUGGGUGUCUGUCUGAUCAGGAAAGGCAGCACUGUCGAUGCUGAAGUACUACUUACAGAAGCUGUAAGCAUCUACAGGACUGCCUUUCCCAACAACAAAUCCGCCUUUGCUAACGCCUUGAGUUGGUUGGGACGCAGCUUAAAAGAUCAAGAUAAAUACACAGAUGCCAUUAAAGUUUACAAAGAGCAACUGGAAAUUGAGCAAAGUUUUGGUCCAGAUGGUGAAGAUGAUGCUGAAGAAGCAAGGGAGAGCAUCAUCUAUUGCCGUUCAAUGCAGGAGAAAACCAAUGUUACAAAAGAGCCUGCCAAUGACCAGCAAGCAUCUGAGAGUGAAUGGCUCAAAUUGAUAGCCAAGUCACUAAAUGGUAAAGAAGUGCAAUUGAAGGCAAAAGCAUCUGAUACUAUUGCCACACUGAAGAAACAACUUGGUAGCAAGGACGAUUCUUCAUCCAUGGAUCAACUGCUCGUUGUGAAUGGAAAACAAUUACGUGAUGAGCAAACAUUGUCUGAGGCAGGAUUGACGAAUGAAAUGACACUAAAUUGUGUCUCUUGUCCAAGGGCGGUGACGAGCAUGGGCUCCGAUGUUGGCGAGUUAUUUGUGCGAGCUCUAGAGCAAGGAUCGAUUGAAAUAACGCGAGUCAAGAUUGUCAUCGUGGGCAAGGACAGAACGGGGAAGUCGUCUUUCAAACGAUCCUUGCUCAAUGAGAAGUUCCAGGUAUGUGAAGCGAGCACACCCGUGGCUAAGGCAGAAGUGGCCGUUUGUGAAGCAUGCAACUGGAGUGCUUUGCAUGACAAAGACCAGCAAUUUUUAGACAGACAAAUAGCUAGAGCAGCGAUCCAUGCACAGCAUGCUUCUAAUGUAAACGAGGCAGGUAGUAAAGAUGCUGACAAUGAAGAUGGACAAACUGCAAACGCUCAAUUUGGCACAACCACAAGCAAGCCGCGUGAAGCGACUGCAUUGAGUCAAGUUACUGCAAUCAAGACAAACACAGACAAACUAGACAAAGCAGCUGCAUCUAUUGGUGAUGCCGAAAGCAGCACAAGCAACGACAAACUGGACGAAGCCAUUGUCCUGACCGAAGGAAUCGGUCGUGCUAUAAAGCAGUUUCAAAGUGAUCCCGAUAUUCUGAAGCAAGAAGAAUCAAAAGUUUACCAUACCAUCUGGGAUUUAGGAGGUCAGGAACUCCUACUUCCUGGUCAACAACAAGCCAUCACACCGAGAAGUAUUGUUUUUCUCGUGUUUGAUGCAAGGAAGUUUCUCAAUGAAGAGGCCCAAUCGUCCCACCGUUCUUCUCCCGACUCGGAAGAAACUCCGAUUCCUAACAUGUGGAUCGAAAAGAAUUACGAUGCUUUGUCUUUAUGGGGAUCUACGACUUUCUUGGCAAGAGCCGAGGGUCACCAUUUAAUUGAUUCUCUUGACAAGUCAUUGGCAUGCGCAUUACCCAUUAUGUUCUUGAUUGGAACACAUAUCGCCGAAGUCAGUCAAGAAAUGAUAGAGAAGCAGAAUAAAUUUCUGUCUGAGAAGUUUUUUGGUCAGAAAUUUACGGAGCACAUCUACCGACCAAGCCAGCAGCCUGAUGAUUGGUUUUUCCGUGUUGAAAACUCGGUGUCCAAUCCAGAAUCUCCAAAGGAGGAUCCGGGUGUAGUUGCAGUGAAACAAGUCAUUGGAAAGGUGACAAAUUCUGUGUCAUUUAAAAGUUUGAUACCAGCGACUUGGGCUGUGCUGGAGAAAAUCUGCGAUGGUCUAGAAGAGAAGAUGGGCAGUGCCUUGUCUAGUGUCAAUGUUAUCUUGGCUUUGGCCAAUCGAUUGUGUCGUAUCUCUGAAGAGAAAGAAGUGCGUGCGGCUCUGGUGUAUUUGGAUGAUGCCGGAUCAGUAAUAUUCCCUCAGAAGAGUGAGAAAUUGAAGGAUACUGUCGUCACCAAACCGAAUUGGCUUUUUAUGGUUUUUUCAGUUAUUGCGUCAGUCCACUAUCCUUCUGGGGUAUUUUGUAUGUAUUGGACUCGAGCCAAGAAUACAGGAAUCGUUAGCUGGGAGCUGAUGAAGGAUUGCCUCAGAAAGGCAGGAGUAAAAGAAGAAGAAUACGAAGUCGUAUUGAAUUUGUUGAAUUGCUUCUAUUUGCUCUCUCCUAAAUCUCCACCAUUUCAGCUAGCAAUUUCUUACGAAACGGAAUACUUUGUUCCUUGUCUGCUGGAGUCUGACCUAAACUUGCCACUAGCAGCUGCUGCUCCAGUGAAUCCUAACAAUAUCAAACCAUUCUCACUCAUUAUUUCUCCUUGCCAAAUUGCAUUUAUUCCCGAGCAACUGCAUUUCAGGCUAAUGACCUGUUGCAUCGAGGAAUGUCCUGAUGAGCCGAUGUUGACACGUCACCACUCUGUGUAUCGAGUUGAGAAAGGUGUCACGUUAGAAAUGGCUUAUUAUUCCAAGAAAUACAUCAUUUUGACCAUUGACACAACAAGACCAUGCCAUGAAAUUGCUUCCUUAUGUACACGCAUCCGUCUGUUUAUAACCAAAAAGCUUGAUGAAGUGAAGAAACCAGGAUUGCCUAAUUUCCACUUUUCAGUAAACAUUCAACCUUCAGGACCAGCUGUUCCUGUCUGUCCCACUAAGCUAGUAUGUAUAGACGAGUACAAACCAAGUGGAGACACACCAUUAAGAGUAAACAUCAGCAGACGUGAUGUGAGAUUAGAUCCAAAUGAAAGAGCUGCAUUAGACUGUUGGUUUUACAAACAGAAAAAUGAUGAUAAUGGAACAGCACAACAUCUACAGUGUAAAGCAGACAGCAUAUGUACAUCUGAGGAGAUUACAGAAGUGGCAAGCAAACUUUCUGCCCGUUGGGAAGAACUUGUUUCUCGUUUGUCUUCUUCCUUAUUUACGAUCAACAAAAUAGAAGAGAUAAAAGGAGAGAACAGGGACAAGUUCUUUUUGCAAGCUCGAAAGGCACUAGAUAUGUGGACAAACCGACUUGGUUGCAAAGCCAGUCGCCGAUUACUGAUAAACACCAUAUGUCAAAUUGGUUGUAGAUUGCAAGCGGAAGAAGUUUUUGGUUACCAGUUGGUACAAUAUGUUUCCUUGCUGUAAAGAGAUUUUUGUAUUUUGUAGGUUUUGUACUGUUAUUUUGAUAUACCACAUUUUAGUUAAAAUUUUCUUUUUCUAUCAUUGGAACGGCUUUACACUAUUUUGUCCAGUAGAUUUUGUUGACUCAGUUACAGUGUAUUGCUAGUGAGUUACAGUCAAGGACAAAGCAGUUAUGCUUCUUAUUUUAAUUUGUAUGUGUAGUAGACGUUUAGCCCAAUA